Trichoplax adhaerens is the source of this 564-nucleotide messenger RNA. RefSeq lists its product as uncharacterized. The annotation marks the transcript as partial. Gene Ontology annotation, molecular function: G protein-coupled receptor activity. The transcript has a single exon. Lineage: Eukaryota; Metazoa; Placozoa; Uniplacotomia; Trichoplacea; Trichoplacidae. The record is from RefSeq and is a predicted model, not a curated record. Gene Ontology annotation, cellular component: membrane. Gene Ontology annotation, biological process: G protein-coupled receptor signaling pathway.
CCUCUAUCUCCGUCGUAUAGAAUAUGGCCUAGCAUUGCUAUCGGCAUCAUUUUUACUAUAGCAUUAACUGGCAAUUUAGCCAUCAUCUUUUUUACAAUUUCCAUUAAAAAAUUACAUACCUCAACUAAUAUUUUAAUCGCCAAUGUUGCUUUAAAUGAUCUCUUUAUUACAAUUAUUGUCAUGCCAAUAUGUUUCACCAUUUCUUUAACUUUGGUAUGGCCAUUUAGUUGUACAUUUUGUAUUAUAGGUGGAUUUUUAGACAUGAUACUUUACAAUAACGCCCUAUGCUCUCUAGCAAUUUUAAGUAUUAAUCGUUAUUAUGCCAUUGUCUGUGCCAUGGAUCCUAAUUUUGUUGCCAAGAUGUCUAUCAAAAGAGCUAAAAUCAUGGCUAUCGGUGUUUGGAUGUAUUCAGCAAUAUGGGCUGCGCCACCAUUAUUUGGAUGGAAUCGUUAUGUCUUUUACUUUUCCAAGUUAAUGUGUAAUAUGCAGCAACGUGAUCCAAGUCUCUAUGUGACCGUAGUAACUCUAUUUUGUACUGUUCUUCCAACCUUUACUAUCUUAUAU